Cladophialophora psammophila CBS 110553 is the source of this 2367-nucleotide messenger RNA. RefSeq lists its product as uncharacterized. Lineage: Eukaryota; Fungi; Ascomycota; Eurotiomycetes; Chaetothyriales; Herpotrichiellaceae. The coding region runs from base 1 to 2367 and encodes 788 amino acids. The record is from RefSeq and is a predicted model, not a curated record. The transcript is spliced from 4 exons.
AUGGUCCGCUGGCGUGUGUUUGGCGUGUCGUUGCUCGUGACCCUGGCGACAGUAUGCCUAGUAGUCGCAAAUUUCCUCACGCCAAAGCCGCUCUUGGAGAAGAUCGUUCCCUCCCGUGGUCUUCAUGAUGUGGAAUUCUUUUAUGUCCCAGAUACAGAUCCAUCCUACUAUGGGAGAGCAACACUAGAGCGACAAACUAUCGACAGACGGUGUGGCUGGCAAUUGUAUAUGGACUGUCCGCAUUCCAUCUACGACGACCCUUCCAUAAGAAAUCAGUACGUCAACCACACGGUGAUCAACUCAACAAUUCCAGAUGUUACCCGAAAUCUCUUCACUAGCGGGACGAGAACCGGCACCGUUGCCAAUCUUCUAGACAUCCAAUUCAGAGCCUACAACCUGGUGAACAACAUAUACGUGGAUAACAACGCUAGCAGGGCUGUCGGCCGUCUCGAAGUCCUCCCUUCUAUGAUCCUCAAUAAAGGAUACUACCUGGUGAACGGUUUGAUCAUUGAUGCAUUUAAAGGAGGCAUCGGAAUACGAAAUCAUACCGUACCCGGGGGUCUCGAACUGGGAGCGACAUGGACAGAGGACAUUCUUUGGGUCCUCCCGGAGACCAGAUGUACCAACACGAACCUGAGCCUCCACUUCUCCGUCAACGGCAACGCUUCGAAUUCCAUGUCGGGAGACGACGGAUACCUUCGUGACGACGGCGGCUUCUCUGACAUCAGUGCCGAGAUCCCCCUUCCGCAAUGGAAUGAUGGAGACCAGUGGAAGGACGUCGGCUCCACGCCGCAACUCAAGCGAAGUGCCGACAUCCUGGCCUGGUGGAACAACCAGUUCGUGGCCCAGGUCCUCAACCUCACGUCGUCGCAGAAAGGCGCCGUAUACACAGGCCAAUUCAACACCUUUGGCUAUCUCAGCCAACCUGGAGCAAUCAAGAUUAGCAGCGUGGACGGCAUGUUCCUGGAUGACAUAUACUACAAGAAGCAGGCAACAUUGGAGUCGAAGUUUGAAAAUUACGGCGUUCGAUGCAGCGGCUAUUACGACGAUGACCCAAGCGUCGCUGGAAAGCCUUUCGUGCAGUGCGGAUACCUUUACAGCAUUCCACAGCCAGAGAAUGUCGAUCGCGGGCAAUCGUGGAGGCCUGAUCCGGGUUCCCCCUGGCAGCAGAACCUGUAUACGUGCGCCAGCUCCGUGGCCGCGACGAUCAAACAGGUGACAUUCAGCACGAACGGCAGCACGUCCUUCGAAGCGUUUCAGGUGCUCGAUGUGCAGGAGAAAAACUACACAGAUGCUGACCUCCCGAUCUGGGGCAUCGAAAAGGUCGACUCGGAGACGUACAAGAUCUGGGAUGUGUACAAGUUCUGGGGCCUCGUUGACCCGGCCAACCAGGACCACCCUGACGUCGACGUCCACAGGGCCUCCAAGAUAUACCUGCCCGCCGCCGUCCGGGGCACGACGCUGGGAAACCACAUGUACGAUUCGUUCGCCGCGGGCGGCGUCUUCACCGCAGCCUGGAACAGCAUCUACUCGUACGCGGCGGCGCUGAGCGAUGUGAACGAGGACGCCAUACCAAACUACAGUGGCAAGUCCAACUACGGGCUUACGCUCAAAUGGCGGCAACUCAUGUCGCAGCGGUCGGCCGAUGCCGGGGGCGCCGAGACGCUGAUGAACCUGAUCUGGACGGACCUCAUCAGCUUCGCGAUCGUGGGCACGCGGACGGGCUUUGAGGGCAUGAUGGGGUCGAUGUCGUCCGUCACAAACCACCAAUCCAACAACCUGGGCUUGCGCCGCGCGCACAGACACGACCGGUCCAUCGAGUACGGCGACAUCCGGUACGCGAUCCCGGCCUUCGUCGCCGGCGCCGUGUUUCUGCUCACAUUGCUCGCCUCGCUGGUGAUGUGCUGCUUCCAGUCGCGCGUCUGGUCCGCGCUGAAUCAUUACACCAACCAGACCAGCAUGGGCCGCGCCGUCACGCAGACCAUGCUGCACGGCGGCCCCGACGAGAUCAGCGCCUUCGCCAGCACGAAACAGUGGGCUAAACAGGCCAGGUAUAUUGUCUUGCCCGUGCCGCCGUCGCCAGGGGGGAGACGGGAGAAGCACAACACUUCCUCCAUUUCUAUCACCUCCUCCAGCGGCCCCGGCAUUGCCAACGGUGGAGGGCCCUUGAGCCGUUCAACAAUGAGAAAACGCGAAACUCUCAAGAAGCCGGGACUUGCCCCCACGAGGUCCCUAAGUAACUAUAGCAGUAGCCGGAGCCAGGUCUCCUACACGCCUAUGGUGGAGCGCUCGUCUAAUGACCACCCAGAACCUUUCCGGGGGUCGCAUGAAGCCGAGUCUGAGUCACUUGAGAGGCUUACUGGCUAA